AUGCAUAAUAACGGCGUAGCUGCUAUCGCGCAGCAAGUCUCAGACCUUGAGAUCGAUGAAGGUCCCAGUGACCCGGCGGCAAUGAUGGCAACGCUCAACCCGGAACAUCCACCCGCUCCCAAGUUGUACAGCCAGGGUGUCAUGAUCACGAAUAUUACUCAAAACUUCACAGAUGCUGCCCACCGGGAUCUCGUCAAGGAUCCGUUUUUCACGCUGUUUGAUGCUGUUGCCGCACUAGAGAUUAUGGAUCCUAAAAUGGAUAGUGGUUAUCUCGCUCCUGGCGAGACCAUGGAAGACGAUUAUGAUUUUACCCAGACACUACUUCCAGAAGAAGUCUUGGGUAUCGUUGAUCAGCUUCUCUGCCAUGAGGAGGAGGAUUUCGCCACCCAUACUUUCCACAGAAAUCUACUUGAGGGUAUAGAGCACAGUGAAAUUCUCGGUUUUCUUAAAGAGACCAUGGAAUUAGUUUUGCGGACAGACAACAUACCUGACGAUAUAAAGGAAGCUCUGAAGGUUCGUCUUAGUUUCCGACACGCUUUCUUGGAAGCCGUCGAUAUAGCAGAUUCAAGAUCUCCAGAUGCAAAAGUGUUCUGGCGUGAGACGCUUUCGUUCAUACCAGAGUUGAGAUUAUCCAGCAAACUUGCAAAAUCUGUUCCUCAGUCAUUCAGUGUGAAGUUACAAAGGAAGCUCGCAAGUACAGUACCUCCACGCCCAAUUGUUGUGGUGGGACAAGAGAAUGCCUACGAACAUUUGGAGAGGAUGUGUAAGGAUGGCGAAAACGCAGUUGAUAUACUUGAUUAUGCUGAUAGUCACAGUCUCAUGACUUUCAUUUCAUUAUUCCAAGCAAAGAAACCUCAACCAACUGUCUACAUUCGGACUUUACUUCAAUACUAUAUGUUUGCAGAUAUGAUAAUCCUGGGCAAAAUGUCUAUUCGAGAAGUUCUCGAUGAUGAUCUAGCAAGUCUUACCUUACCAGCAAACCAGCUCCUAGACCGUAAUAACGAUGAAAUUGAAGUCACUCGUGACCCAAGAUUUCAUAUGGCUCAAAGAAUGGAGAUAUUUCGAUCACGCGCCGCCAACACAUACAUCGACAUCCUGCGCACAAUGUGUCAGAACCGAUGUCGCAUGCGUAGAACACUUUGUCACACUAUAGUUGAUUGGGAUAACCUUCAACUUGAUGGUGAGGAAAUCGACCAGGAAUUAAGAGAAUUUACAAAGGAAGAGCCAUUUAUAGAUCUGAAAAUAUCUAAUGAUCCCAUCUACGCUUUCCCUCUAUCAUCUUGGGCGUACUAUUACAAGCUUCGCCAGAUGGAGUGGAUAGUACAAUUAGGCUUUGAGCUUCAGGUUUAUCAACCAGAUGAGUUGUCGGGCAUGUAUUACUAUCUAAAUCAUCUUUGCAAAACAAGGAGUCGUCAUCUUGAGCGAAUUCGAAGCGAAGUCAUGCGAUCUUACUCUGCACGUCGCAAAGCAUCGCAGCUUGACACUAGCCAGCAAAAGGAAUUUGCUAAUACAAUUUCCUUCAUUAACUUCUCCAUGUUAGAAGUCACUUCGACGUAUGGUUUUGCAGAUGCAUUAUCUUCACUAUUUGAAGCCCUUCGCCGGCUGGACCUCAUACCCAUACCUCCAAGACCAUACGGCGACGACAUCAUGCGUUACGAAGUCCGCAUGAAGCCAUUCUCUACGAUUGGCCUUCCUGAACCCAUGCCUUUCGAGACCUUCAUAUACAACGUUACGCAGCCGAAAGAAUCCACGCUCGAUUUACUUUUGAUCGCUGCAGAGGCCACUGCCGCAGCCAAGAAAGGAUUCGAGAUACUCAGUAAACUCAACCCUAAAGAUGCCUAUUGUCGCGGAUCUCAUGAGAGCUGGGUUAAGGAUAUCAAGAAUUGUCUGAAAGCAUGCAUCUUCACGGGAAUCUCGGUUGCAGCAGUCAAAAGGGCCAUUGAAGCUGCGGGUGAGGACAGUAAAGUGAAGAUCCAGGUAGAAAUCCCAACGACGGGCAAAGGAUAUCAUGAUUGGUGGAUCGUGCCCAAAAUUCUCGCCGACCAGAAAAGGUAA
Sclerotinia sclerotiorum 1980 UF-70 is the source of this 2055-nucleotide messenger RNA. RefSeq lists its product as hypothetical. Gene Ontology annotation, biological process: N-terminal peptidyl-methionine acetylation. Lineage: Eukaryota; Fungi; Ascomycota; Leotiomycetes; Helotiales; Sclerotiniaceae. The record is from RefSeq and is a predicted model, not a curated record. The transcript is spliced from 6 exons. Gene Ontology annotation, cellular component: NatC complex. Bases 1 to 2055 code for a protein of 684 amino acids.